AUGUGCAAUGGGGCGUUCUUCCGCAAGGAACCAAAUGAGGCUUUAUCAUUCUUCAAUUAUUUAGCUGAGAACGCCCAGCAAUGGAACACAUGUCAUGAACGAGCACCAAUAGCAGCACAACCUCUCCGAGCGAUUAGUGGUGGAGGCAGAUACGAGGUCAAAGAGGAAACUAGCUUACAGGCUCUUAUUGCUGCGUUGUCUAAAAAACUAAAGGUUAUGGAAUCAAAAAAAGUGAAAGCUGAGGAUUUCUCUAUCUGUGAGACCUCAGACCAUAGACCUCAGGACUGUCAAUUCCUACCAGUAUGUUGGCAGACUGAUCAGGCAAAGCUCUGCGAGGCAUUGUUGAGGAUUUAUUUGGUUCAGGUUGACAAAUUUUACUACCCCGAGGAUUUCAUUGUUCUGGAUAUGCAACAGCAUGUUUCUACCAUAUAUCAAGCUCUUUUCAUUCUUGGACAACCAUUCCUUGCUACUUCUAAUGCCCUGAUUAAUUGUCGAAGCAGAGUGCUUAAGCUCAUGUUUAGGAACAUGACAUUAGAAAUGAACGUAUUCAAUGCUCACAGGAUGUCAAGUGGGUGCGAUAAUGCAGACACACAUGCAGUCGAUCUAUCUGAGGUGCAUGUAUCUCCCUCUCCCUUAAAUGAUGAUUUUCCUGAUGAGCAUCUUUUUGCAGUGUCACGCGCUCCAUGGUUUGCCAAUAUUGUGAAUUACCUUGUCACCGACCGAAUGCCAGAACAUUAG
Malania oleifera is the source of this 738-nucleotide messenger RNA. RefSeq lists its product as uncharacterized. The record is from RefSeq and is a predicted model, not a curated record. The transcript is spliced from 3 exons. NCBI's taxonomy places the organism in Eukaryota, Viridiplantae, Streptophyta, Magnoliopsida, Santalales, Ximeniaceae. The coding region runs from base 1 to 738 and encodes 245 amino acids.